Molecule: messenger RNA, 2543 nt
Organism: Homalodisca vitripennis (glassy-winged sharpshooter)
Lineage: Eukaryota; Metazoa; Arthropoda; Insecta; Hemiptera; Cicadellidae
Product: DNA polymerase nu-like
Biological process (GO): DNA-templated DNA replication; double-strand break repair
Molecular function (GO): DNA binding; DNA-directed DNA polymerase activity
Source: RefSeq, a predicted model, not a curated record
AUGUUUCAAGCCUUUUGGUUCCAAGGCAAUACCAAUUACUACUACUUGAACCUUGUGAAUGUCACAUCUGCUCUGCUUCCUGUCAUACAGAAAUUCCUCACUACACCUGUAAAAGUUGUUUGUUUUGAGGUUCAGGCAGUUUACAUGCUGCUGAUAGACGUGUUCCACAUUCAAGACACCACCGGAUGGAUGGCCUUUGAUCCUUUGGUAGGUUGUUGGCUUCUAGACCCUGACAAUCCAGUGACAAAUUUCGCUGAAGUCCUUAAUAAGCUUGAACUUGACAAUGAGCUGUUGGUUGUCAGUUAUAAGGCUGAUAUUAAAACACAAGCUUGUGAUCUUCUUCCAGUGUUAGACAUCACAAUGGAUAUCAUGGAAAAAAGACUUUCAGCCACAUCACUCUGGACGGUGUUCACAGAUUUGGAGAUGAAGCUGACACCAUUAUUGGCCAUUAUGGAAUGUUCAUCAAUCUUCGUUGAUAUCAAAAAACUGCAUGAAACAUCAAGAGUUAUAGAUAAAAGAUUGAGAAAACUUCAGAAGGAAGCGUAUGAACUCGUUGGACAUCCUUUUCAACUCAACUCCCACCAGCAGUUGAGGAACGUUCUGUUUGAUGAGUUGAAACUUGACGCAAAGUUCAACAUUGUGGUGAAGCAAACUGAACAAGGAGCCAAGUCUACUUCUGAAGUGGUUUUGUGCCAACUUAAGAGAUUUCAUCCGCUUCCAAAAAUUGUGUUGGAACAACGACACCUCCAAAAGGUGAAAUCAACAUAUGUAGAUGGACUGCAGCAGUUUGUUAGGAAAGAUGGGACCAUAGGAAGUACUUGGGAGCAGACUGGAGCUGCCACAGGAAGGAUCACUUCAAAGAAUCCUAACCUCCAGGCUAUCCCAAAGGUUCCAGUUGUGCUUCAGGACCUAGAGAAAAUUUAUCUGAGGGCAAUAUUUAAAUCUCGAGAAGGAUUCUCCUUCCUUGCUGCAGACUUUCAGCAGAUUGAGUUCCGAGUCUUUGCCCACUUCACUCAAGAUGAGAACAUAAUACAGAUGUUCAGAGAAGGUAGAGACAUCUUCACUCAACUAGCUGGACAAUGGCUGGGAGGGGACGGAGGAGAGGAAAGGGAGAAGAUAAAAAGAAUAGUCUACUCUGUUAUGUAUGGGGCAGGACCACAAAAGCUUGCAGAGUACCUCCAUGUGGACAUACAUGAGGCAGCAAGAAUAAUCACUAACUUUGUUGACUCAUUCCCCUGCUUGCGAACACUGCCCCACAUUGUGAUUGCCCAGUGUCGUAGACAAGGUUUACUUGGUACUAUUUCUGGUCGGCGUAGAUUGUUCCCCAACAGUUCGACUAACAUUCAUCUGCGCACAUACGCAGAGCGUCAGGCCAUCAACUUCCUUAUACAAGGUUCCGCAGCGGAUAUCUGCAAGGCUGCCAUGCUGGACAGCCAUACUGCUUUAUCUGCCCGAGGUCUCCAGGCCAAGCUAUUACUACAGAUACAUGAUGAGUUGGUGUGGGAAGUUGCUGACCAUCAUUUGCGAGAAACUGCCGAUAUUGUUCGGAGAGCUAUGGAAGAUCAGUGGAACCAAAGACUAUCUCUGAGAGUUCCUGUCCCUGUGAGCAUCGCCAGUGGGAAAACCCUCGCAGACCUCGAGCUCUUGGAUCAUUGAACAUUUGUCAAGUCAACAUACCCCACCAAUGUCUUCUCUUAGUUUACAAACAAUUUAGUCUCUUAUCUUUAGUAUUUGGUCAUAUUUUGAAUUAAAAUCUAUUUACUGAACUCUUACAAUACUUAAAUCAAUUUGAAAAAUUCAAAAACUUAAUUAAAGGUUUAAAUUUUCUUUAAUAGUUCAACUUGUACAAAUUUAUUUAACUAAAAUAGGCGAUUUAAAUUAAUUAGCCAAAUUUUAGAAAAAUAUCUCAAAGAACUAUAGAUCAUAAUUAUAAUAACUAACAUUUGAUAAUUUUUUAACUGUUUAAGAACAACAAGUUAAUUUUCCUAAUAAUCCUAAUUUUUUAUUUAAAAUGAAAUGAGUAAUUCUUUAGCACCUUUUAAUUCAGUGAGGAGUAUGUUUAUACAAAUGUAAAAUUUCAUAAUUCACAACAUAUCAUCAGGUGUGAAGUUUGAACCAGUCAGUUCCCAGCACGAGCUGAGAUUUAUAUGUGUACUGUUAACAGUUAAACCUGUGGUUGCUAACUUGUUUUAAUUUUUUUGUAUUGGUCAUGAAAAUCUUUCUCACUGAAUUACACCUUUUAUUGUGAAAAAUAUAAAAAUUUAGUUUUAGUUAACAACAGACAUAUACAUAAUAUUUCCUCUGACAUUUACUUCACUAUCUUCAAUGGAGGAGUUAAAGAGAUUUCCUUUCAUAAUAAACAUAAUUCUAAUUAAGUUAUUCAUGGUAAGAAAACAAAAGUACAAUUAUUUAUAAAAAUAUAUAAUUUAUUACAGAACAACAAUAGUGUGACAAGUAUUGUACAAUAAAUAAACAAUGUAAAUAACAUGUUAAGUGCAAACAACAUCACUUUAUAAGUAAAUAAAAAGGUAUUCACUAAAAAA